UAGGAGGGAAGUACUGGUUGCCAGCGAUGACUCCAUGAUAACGGGUCGAUGAUGGAUUUGGACCGCAGGCGAUGGUGGGCUAUCGUCUUUAGAAAAAUUCCGGAGUAUCAGCAGUAGGCGGUGACAUUGUAUGAAAAGACAAUUCCUAAUAUCAUUAGUGCUAUCAAUUUUUUCUGUUUUUUUAAAAAUACUAGACUCUGGAGGCGAUAUACAUAAGUUGCAACGUUCCAACGUGCAGGUAGUUACGCGUACUAUUCAUUACGCUUCGAGUUGCUUGUUACCACUGCAAGAUCCCCUGUUACAUCACAUGAAGGCUAAGAAACGGGAAUGUGAACGGGCCUCCGGGGAAGUAAGAUGGUAAACGGCGUUGUGGUGAUAUCCUAGACUUUCCUAGUAAAAUUAAACUCCGAGUUGAUC
Hypoxylon fragiforme is the source of this 417-nucleotide messenger RNA. RefSeq lists its product as uncharacterized. The transcript is spliced from 2 exons. Bases 131 to 361 code for a protein of 76 amino acids. Lineage: Eukaryota; Fungi; Ascomycota; Sordariomycetes; Xylariales; Hypoxylaceae. The record is from RefSeq and is a predicted model, not a curated record.